UAAUCCACAUCUAGGGCAAGCUGGCUGAGAGGCAAUCCAGUGCUCAGCUCCUCUCUGCAGGCUGAGAAAAGAGACAGAGAGAGAAAGACAGCGAUUUCAACGCAGGAGGAAAAACGUGAGAUUCUGACUAAACGGGAAGAUACCAAGACUUAAGAGGAAGAUUUUCAUCUGCGGAUAUCAUUUAUUUAUACAUAUUGUUUAUAUAUCUAUAUAUAUUUGUACACACGCAUAUAGAUAUUUAUAUAUAUACAUUAAUCCCUGUAUAUAUCUGUAUUUGUGCUUGUCUGUUUAUAUCAAUAUUUUUAUAUGUAUUUGUGUGUGUAAAUAUAUAUGAUAUAUAAACAAAAGAAUAUAUCUAUAUAUAGAUAUAUAUGAAUUUAUAUGCAUAUCACUGUGAACCAAGAGAAGGAAGAGGAAAUUUCUAUCAUCGGGGCUGGUCUCUGAUUCCGUGGUCAUAUACAAUAUUUUGAAUAUUUCCUUUGAUCUUCUACGUCAAGAGGACAAAAGACUACGUGCCCAUUUUGUAUUUUUGUUUUUCUGUCGCUGCUUUUCAUCCCUCUUGAUCUUUUUUUCCUUCUACGUCGGGUGAGGAAUAAAGCGGAGAGCGGCCGGAUUUGGACGGGAGAGAAAAACGGGGGAAAUCGGCAGAAAUUCCUGUGAUUAGAGUCGUUUCCGUCGGCAUUAGCGCUUUGUGCGCCGAACGCAGCGUGCUGUGUGAGAUCUGAGGAGGCAGCAGAGACAGAGUGCCACGCCGCUCCGCUCAGCGUCAGCCCAGCCAGCACAGCCAGCAUGCACAAACACCACCACUGCUGCAAGUGCCCAGAAUGUUAUGAGGUGACCCGUAUGGCUGCCCUGCGUAGGAUGGACGCCCCGUCGUAUGGAGGAGAGUGGCAGGCCGAGCCCUAUGGAUACCCACCUGGGUACGGAGGAGGCCAGACCUUGCCCCCUCCAGCCUCGGGGGGAGGUGGAAGCAUGGGUGGAGGAGGGGGCACUUUGGGGAGAAGUAAGGGCAAGAUAAUGUCUGGUGGGGGACCAGGAGGCCCCAACCCGAAGGGCCAAUCCAAGGGAGGCCCCAAAGUAAAUGGCAACAACUCCAGUGGACAAGGAGGAUGGUGGCCCGAGUGCACCUGUACCAACCGGGAGUGGUACGACCAGGCCAACCCUCCCCCCAUCAUCGUCAACGCAGACUCACUAGAUGCAGGGCCUUAUGUAAAUGGAAGUGAUGGGAUGUAUAAAUAUGAGGAGAUCAUUUUGGAGAGGGGGAACUCUGGCCUUGGCUUUAGCAUUGCUGGAGGAAUAGACAAUCCCCACAUUCCUGAUGAUCCGGGGAUCUUCAUCACCAAGAUAAUCCCAGGAGGAGCAGCUGCUAUGGAUGGACGGCUAGGGGUUAACGACUGUGUGCUGCGUGUGAAUGACGUGGACGUGUCUGAAGUGGUGCACAGUCGGGCAGUGGAAGCCUUAAAGGAGGCGGGGCCCGUGGUGCGGCUGCUGGUCCGACGGAGGCAGGCCCCACCUGAGACGAUUCUGGAGGUCAACCUGCUGAAAGGGCCCAAAGGGCUGGGAUUCAGUAUCGCCGGAGGGAUCGGGAACCAACACAUCCCAGGAGACAACAGCAUCUACAUUACCAAGAUUAUAGAAGGAGGAGCUGCCCAAAAAGAUGGACGACUUCAGACCGGAGACCGCCUGCUAGCUGUGAACAACAUUGUGCUUCAGGACGUGCGCCACGAGGAGGCAGUGGCUGCGCUGAAGAACACCUCUGAUAUGGUUUACCUCAAGGUGGCCAAGCCAGGACCUGUGCAUCUCAAUGACAUGUACGCCCCUCCAGACUACUCCAGCAGUCUGGCCCUCCCUCCAGCCUUCCCCACCAUGGUGGACAACCACGUCAGCCACAACUACAUGGGGGCGAUGGAGCCCAAGCCCGUGUACCCGCCGCCCCAGGUCACCCCGUCCAGGUACUCGCCAGUUCCCCGACACAUGCUUGGGGAGGAAGACUUCACGAGCAGGGCUGAGCCUAUUUACAGUGUCAUCCACAAAUCUGGGGACAGCAAGGUGCCCCAGGCCCUCUACAGAGGCUUCUGUCCUUCCCCUGCUCCCUUGUGCCAAGGUCCACUCCCCUUCUCUAGCAGGGAGCCAAGGAAGGUGUUGCUGCACAAGGGCUCCACAGGCCUGGGCUUCAACAUAGUCGGUGGGGAGGACGGAGAAGGCAUCUUUGUCUCCUUCAUCCUGGCAGGAGGGCCGGCUGACCUGAGCGGCGAGCUGAGGAGGGGAGACCGGAUCCUAUCGGUGAAUGGCGUAAACCUAAGGAAUGCCACACAUGAGCAAGCAGCUGCAGCACUGAAGAGAGCCGGACAGACUGUCACCAUAAUUGCUCAAUACAGGCCUGAAGAGUAUAGCCGCUUUGAGUCCAAAAUCCACGACCUGAGGGAGCAGAUGAUGAACAGCAGCAUGAGCUCGGGAUCAGGCUCCCUGCGCACCAGUGAGAAGCGCUCCCUCUAUGUCAGAGCUUUGUUUGACUAUGACCGAACGAGGGACAGCUGCCUGCCCAGCCAGGGCCUGAGCUUCUCCUAUGGGGAUAUCCUCCAUGUCAUCAAUGCCUCUGACGACGAGUGGUGGCAGGCGAGGCUCGUUACGCCACACGGGGAGAGUGAGCAGAUUGGGGUCAUUCCAAGCAAGAAACGAGUGGAGAAGAAGGAACGGGCCAGGUUAAAAACAGUCAAGUUCCACAACAGGGCAGGCAUGAUUGAGUCUAACAGGCCUGUCAAAGUAAAGCGCAAAAAAAGCUUCAACCUCUCACGCAAGUUCCCAUUUUACAAGAGCAAGGAGAAUAUUGUGCAGGACUUGGUGGAGUCUGAACAAUGCCUGACAUCCAACACAAGUGACAGUGAAAGCAGUUCAAAGGGACAGGAGGACACAAUUCUUUCCUAUGAGCCAGUCAUUCGACAGGAAAUUCACUACACGAGGCCUGUCAUCAUUUUGGGCCCAAUGAAGGACAGAGUAAACGAUGACCUUAUCUCAGAGUUUCCCCACAAGUUUGGCUCCUGUGUUCCCCACACGACUCGUCCAAGGCGGGAGAACGAGACAGACGGCCAGGACUACCACUUUGUGGGCUCGCGGGAGCAAAUGGAGAAGGACAUUCAGGAUAAUAAAUUCAUUGAAGCUGGCCAGUUCAAUGAGAACCUCUAUGGGACGAGCAUCUUGUCUGUCAGAACUGUGGCUGAGAGGGGGAAACACUGCAUUCUGGAUGUGUCUGGGAACGCCAUAAAACGACUGCAGCAAGCACAACUUUAUCCCAUUGCCAUCUUUAUUAAACCAAAAUCUAUUGAAGCUCUAAUGGAAAUGAAUAAGAGGCAGACUUAUGAGCAGGCCAAUAAAGUCUUUGACAAGGCAGUUAAGCUGGAGCAAGACUUUGGAGAGUAUUUCACAGCUAUUGUACAGGGUGACUCACUAGAGGAGAUCUACAACAAAAUCAAGCUAAUCAUUGAGGAGCAGUCUGGCCCCUACAUCUGGAUCCCCUCCACAGAGAAGCUCUGAGCUCCCUGCCGUCCCCUCUGCAAUGUUGCAGAGCUCCCUUCCUGCCUCCCAGAGAUCCCACCCAAUCUCAAAUAGUCCCCCUGCCCCUCCUCACCUCCUUUUUGCAGAUAUGUUUCAUAUCAAGUUUUAGUGUCAUCAUUAUGUUACUCUCUAAAUGAAAAAGAAGUCUUAUCACCAUUACUGUGACUGUUCACACCCCUGCAUGAGUUUCUCAACAAAUCCAUUCAAGACUGGAAUUGCCAUUCCAAAGGAAUUUGUCAAAUGAAAACUAAAGGGAAAAGAAAUCACUCCUUUUGUGAACUGGGACUGACUGAAGAUCAGAAUGUUUUACAGACAUCCGAAGAGGGGCACUGGGAUUCAAGUAGAAGUUGCAGGGGAACAGAGACUAAUCAUACCAAGUGGGAACACUUUGUAAAUGUUCAUCAAAUCACAUUUUAAAAGACGUGAAAGAUGAGAAGUUGAAGACCAUUUGAGGGUUUUUUUCUUUUCUAAAAAGACUGGAUAAAAUCAAGCCCUGCUGAUGGUACUGUUCACGGAGUCGUCUCUUGUUUAUAAUGACUGAGGAAUUAGUAGAGGAGCCUACAAACUGGUGAUCUAUUUAUCACAAACCAGCUUGCUGUUUGGUCAUAUCCCAGUUGUCUGUGCUGCAGCGGAUAACGACGUCUUGGGAUGCAGAUCAAGAGGAAGAAUGCGUUGUGAAUCUAUACAUUUAUAUUAUGAAAUCACAAGAUAAAUGAUAAAAUCCUACUGAGAUUUUACUACAUAUUAAAAGCUACACAUUUUACACUUCACUAGAAUUGUCAAUUUGGAGGGCUGUUAGACUUCAUAUUUUUCUUUCCUUCUUCGUGGGAUUUUUUUGCUUGUGGUUUUUAGCUGCUCUGUGUAAAGGAUGGGGGUAGAGAAGUGUAACCGGGCUCUCUGCAAAACACCAAACUGCCUUACAUCAAAUACAAAUUCUGUUUUGUGACUACCUGUUGUCUGUGAGGAGGCUGCACACCAUUCACAAGAGGAAACAUUCUCAUCUUUCCCUGCCUUUCUUUUUUUUUUUUGGUGACCUCCAACUGCCAGGGAGGCCUGACUUUAGUGCAAUAGAUAUAAAGAAGUCUCACCUCUGUGGGCACACCUUUUCUCCCCUCGUACUUUAACUUUUUUGUGUGUGUGUGUGUGUGUGUGAAAUUUGGCCAUUUAAUUACGAUUUGGACAGCCAGAGCCUCCUAACUCACGUUGAGCAGCAGACCACCCUAUUACACUCUCUGCCUUCCAAGAGGAUUCUCUUCUGAUUAAAUGGUCACAUGGUACUGUCCUAUCUGCCGCCAUGGUGGUGGCCUUAAAACGGGUAGAACAAGACAAUAAUUGUAUUGGAUGUCCUAACAAUUAAAGAGUCAGUAUAACCUGUUUUGAAUUGUCCCCCUGUGCCCCUACCAAAAACACUAAAGUUGGGUUUGAUUAAACCUGUAUGCUUUGUGUAUCUCUAAACAUAAAUUCUUGAUAAAUCUGUUGUUGGCAGGUGCUGGACCACUGUGUUGAGCUGUUUAGUGUGUCUGGGUUGAGUUAGACCAGGAUCAGGAAUCGUAACGUAGAUACCAUUUCCCGUGCGACUGAAGAAACGGGUUUGAGCAAUGACACACAGUUUAUAGCAUGAACAAGUAGAUGCAGUACUGUUGUUUGGUUAAAGGUGUUUUAAACGGAACAGUGUAGUCAGGUUGGAUUAUGCGUCUUCUCUCUAUCUGGAGGCCGGAAGUUGUUCAAGGCCAACGGUCUUUCUCUUGACCCCUGGGCGCUCUUUUUAAAAGCAUUGGAAGGAGGAGUAUGAUGGCCCCCGAUGCUGUGAACACUCUUGUUCUCCUCCUCAGCUUUUUUUUUGUUUUGACGAGUGCAAAGGAUUUUUUUUUCCUCCUUAGAGAGCCAGACCCAACAGGAAGUGGUAAACUAGACCUCUGGGUCCCCGACUCUCUCCCACCCACAGAGCACCUGUACCUGCAGGCAUUUUCUGAACAGGUGUGCACACCUGCCAGGCACCACUGCUAAACCAGCUGUCAUUACCUGUGUCAAAACCAGAGUUCAGGGAAUAACCGAAGGGAACAGAGCCAUUUAUAAACUGCUUGCAGACUGUUUCAAAGGGUGUGGUAGCUGUACAAUGUAAAUAAGCCCUCAGCAGAUCCCCCUCACCUGUGCUUCAUGCAUGUGUGAUUCAAACUGGGACAGACAUGUUUUAUAGACCACAAAUGUCAGGUAAGUAAAGUUUGAGCUACUCUUGAGAUAUAAUUUCCAUACAAAUGUGCUGUAUUGUCGGUAUUUCUCUACAAAUGCCUAUUGGAACACUUAACUAGUCAGUCGGGAAAUCAGUUCCCUCAAGUAGGGCCUGUCUACGUGUGAUUUCUUGUGGAACGUGUCUGGGUGUAUAGAGUUUAAAAACUAUAUUGUAAAAUAAUUUAAAAGAGAUGCAGAUCGAAACCUAAACAGUAUCACAGAAUCCAGGAGCAUUGAUCAAUACAUCAAUAGAAGUUUAGACUUCUCCUUCCUCUCGGGUGUUUAGUUGAAAUACAGCUGACUGUUAACGUGUGUGGUAUUCAUACCUCAGUCAGCCAUAUCAAAGCCCAAAGAACUUGAUUUCAUUUUACUCUUUCCUUUCAGGCCGUGCUAUAUAACAAGAUGGAACCUGAAUGCCUCUGUGUGUGUAUAACUGAUGAGGGUCUUUGUUCUGAUGAGAGAAAUGACAUAUAUGCUUUUAUUUUUUGGGUUGGGAGGGGGUCAGGGUUCUUGUUUGUACUUUUGGGUGAUGAUGUUUAUGUUAUAGCACAUCUGUGCAGUAAGUGCUUGCAAACAUGAACCCUUUGAUUGUACAGUAGUUUCCUUCCUGUCACUGCAGGUGGUACAGCAAGGACGCUUGGCCUCAUGGUCUUCCUGUCCUAGUCAUGAGGGAACAGUCCUGCAACUUUUGUUUGGGUUUUAUUUUGGGACUUGACAAGAGUUUAUUUGUUUGAAAAUAAAAUAUGUGACUCAGUUAA
Betta splendens (Siamese fighting fish) is the source of this 6539-nucleotide messenger RNA. It is a transcript of the gene dlg3, whose product is annotated as discs, large homolog 3 (Drosophila). The coding region runs from base 790 to 3531 and encodes 913 amino acids. The record is from RefSeq and is a predicted model, not a curated record. The transcript is spliced from 22 exons. Gene Ontology annotation, molecular function: kinase binding. NCBI's taxonomy places the organism in Eukaryota, Metazoa, Chordata, Actinopteri, Anabantiformes, Osphronemidae. Gene Ontology annotation, biological process: chemical synaptic transmission. Gene Ontology annotation, cellular component: neuron projection; neuromuscular junction; postsynaptic density membrane.